Messenger RNA from Eufriesea mexicana, 591 nucleotides. RefSeq names its product methyltransferase-like protein 23. The record is from RefSeq and is a predicted model, not a curated record. Gene Ontology annotation, cellular component: cytoplasm; nucleus. Lineage: Eukaryota; Metazoa; Arthropoda; Insecta; Hymenoptera; Apidae. The annotation marks the transcript as partial. The transcript has a single exon.
UUACAGUUACUUCAGGCUAAUUAUAGUUUUUAUACAUGGCCUUCUGCACCUGUGUUAGCUUGGUUUCUGUGGGAACAUAAAGAAGAACUUAUUGGGAAGAGGGUUCUAGAACUUGGUUCAGGUACAGCUCUCCCUGGAAUUUUAGCUAGUAAAUGUGGUGCUAUUGUAACUUUAAGCGAUUCUGCUAGUUUUCCUAGAAGUCUACAGCAUAUAAGAAGAAGUUGUGAAUUAAAUGGUAUUUUACCUCAAGUUCAAAUUAUUGGUAUUACAUGGGGUUUUUUUUUAUCUAGUUUAUUUUCAAUUGGACCAUUAGAUUUAAUUCUUGGUUCUGACUGUUUUUAUGAACCAACAUUAUUUGAAGACAUAGUUGUUACAGUAGCAUUCUUAUUGGAAAGAAAUCCAAAUGCAAAAUUUUUAUGUACCUAUCAAGAGAGAAGUGCAGAUUGGUCUAUAGAACAUUUGUUAAAUAAAUGGAAUCUCACCUGCACUCAUAUACCAUUGGCUGGGCUUGGUACAGACUCUGACAUAAACAUACACGAAUUAAUGCAAGAUCAUACAAUUCAUUUGUUAAGUAUACAGCGUGCAACUUAA